Messenger RNA from Suncus etruscus (white-toothed pygmy shrew), 4330 nucleotides. RefSeq names its product phospholipase D1 (gene PLD1). The coding region runs from base 168 to 3281 and encodes 1037 amino acids. Lineage: Eukaryota; Metazoa; Chordata; Mammalia; Eulipotyphla; Soricidae. The record is from RefSeq and is a predicted model, not a curated record. Gene Ontology annotation, molecular function: D-type glycerophospholipase activity; phosphatidylinositol binding. Gene Ontology annotation, biological process: cell motility; phosphatidic acid biosynthetic process; regulation of microvillus assembly. The transcript is spliced from 26 exons.
AUUGUUUUUGGUGUUUAUGUGAAAUCUCAGUGUAGUCAGUUUCCCCUCUUGCUGUCAUCUGCUUUGGAGAUUAGUUUCACAGUAAGGAUUUCUGUUGAAAGCACCAUGAAGCGACUACUUUCUCUGGGGCCUCAGCCCCUUUGCUUGUCACUCAGUCUGAAGCUAACAUGUCACUGAAAAAUGAAUCACGAGUAAACACUUCUGCGUUACAAAAAAUCGCUGCUGACAUGAGUAAUUUGAUAGAAAAUCUGGACACAAGAGAGCUUCACUUUGAAGGGCAGGAGGUGGAAUAUGACUUUUCUUCGGAUGAUCCCAAGAAACCGGAAGAGUACAUCCCUUUCUCUGCUAUUUAUGAGACACAAGGAUUUAAAGAGCCAAACAUACAGACCUAUCUCUCUGGCUGUCCAAUAAAAGCCCGGGUUCUGGAAGUGGAGCGCUUCACAUCGGCUACCAGGGUAGCAAGUAUUAAUCUUUACACUAUUGAGUUAACACAUGGAGAAUUUAAAUGGCAAGUCAAGAGGAAAUACAAGCACUUUCAAGAAUUUCACAGAGAAUUACUCAAGUACAAAGCCUUCAUUCGAAUCCCUCUUCCAAGCAAAAGACAUACAUUCAGAAGACAAAAUGUCAAACGGGAGGAGCCUCGAGAUAUGCCCAGUUUUCCAAGCUCAUCUGAAAACACAAAUAGAGAAGAGCAGUUCUUCGGUAAGAGGAAACAACUGGAAGAUUACUUGACAAAAUUGCUUAAAAUGCCCAUGUAUAAAAACUAUCACGCAACAACGGAAUUUCUUGAUAUAAGCCAGCUAUCAUUCAUCCAUGAUCUGGGACCAAAGGGCAUAGAAGGUAUGAUAAUGAAAAGAUCCGGGGGACACCGAAUACCAGGCUUGAAUUGCUGUGGGCAUGGAAGAGCCUGCUACCGCUGGUCCAAAAGGUGGUUGAUAGUGAAAGAUUCCUUUUUACUAUAUAUGAACCCAGACAGUGGUGCUAUUGCCUUUGUUCUGCUAGUUGAUAAAGAAUUUAGGAUUAAGGUGGGGAAGAAGGAAACAGAGACGAAAUAUGGACUUCGAAUUGAUAAUCUUUCAAGGACACUGAUUUUAAAAUGUAACAGUUAUAGACAUGCUCGGUUGUGGGGAGGGGCAAUAGAAGAAUUCAUCCAGAAAUAUGGCACCAAUUUUCUCAAGGAUCAUCGAUUUGGGUCAUAUGCUGCUAUCCAAGAGAACACAUUAGUUAAAUGGUAUGUUAAUGCCAAAGGAUACUUUGAAGACAUAGCAGAUGCAAUGGAAGAGGCAAAAGAAGAGAUUUUUAUUACAGAUUGGUGGUUGAGUCCAGAAAUCUUCCUGAAGCGCCCUGUGGUGGAGGGAAAUCACUGGCGGUUGGACUGUAUUCUUAAACGAAAAGCACAACAGGGAGUGCGGAUCUUUGUAAUGCUCUACAAAGAGGUGGAACUUGCUCUUGGAAUCAACAGUGAAUAUAGCAAGAGGACUCUGAUGCGUCUACACCCUAACAUAAAGGUAAUGAGACACCCAGAUCACGUGUCAUCCACUGUUUAUCUAUGGGCUCAUCAUGAGAAACUUGUCAUCAUUGACCAGUCAGUGGCUUUUGUUGGUGGAAUUGAUCUCGCCUAUGGAAGGUGGGAUGACAAUGAGCAUAGACUCACAGAUGUGGGCAGUGUGAAGCGUGCCAACAUGGGAUCCAACCAGUGUUUUCUAACAGCAGAAACAAUAAACUCUCUGGAAUCUCUAAACCUCAAUGAUAAAAAUGAAUCCAGUAAAAGUCAGACUAUGUUGAAGAGUGUUGAUUAUAUGGAUUCAAAAUUGAAAGGAAUAGGAAAGCCCAGUAAGUUUUCCAAAUUCAGCCUCUAUAAGCAGUUGCACAGACACCACCUGCACAACGCAGACAGCAUCAGCAGCAUCGACAGUGCCUCCAAUACCAGCUCCAUUCGAAGCUUACAGACAGGUGUGGGGGAGUUACAUGGUGAAACCCGGUUCUGGCAUGGAAAGGACUACUGCAAUUUUGUCUUUAAGGACUGGGUUCAACUGGAUAAACCAUUUGCUGAUUUCAUUGACAGGCACUCCACCCCCCGAAUGCCCUGGCAUGAUAUUGGUUCUGCAGUGCAUGGAAAGGCUGCUCGGGAUGUGGCUCGACAUUUUAUACAGCGCUGGAACUUCACGAAGAUUAUGAAAUCAAAGUAUCGGUCCCUUUCAUAUCCUUUUCUACUUCCAAAAUCUCAAACAACAGCUCACGAAUUAAAAUAUCAAGUGCCUGGAUCUGUUCAUGCUAAAGUACAGUUGCUCCGCUCUGCUGCUGAUUGGUCUGCUGGCAUAAAGUAUCAUGAAGAAUCCAUCCAUGCUGCUUACGUCAAUGUGAUAGAGAAUAGCAACUACUACAUCUAUAUAGAAAACCAGUUUUUCAUAAGCUGUGCAGAUGAUAAAGUUGUGUUCAACAAGGUUGGAGAUGCCAUUGCCAAGCGAAUACUGAAAGCUUACAGGGAAAACCAGAGAUACCGGGUAUAUAUCGUGAUACCGCUUCUACCAGGCUUUGAAGGAGACAUUUCAACUGGUGGAGGAAAUGCUUUGCAGGCAAUAAUGCACUUCAACUACAGAACCAUGUGCAGGGGAGAAAAUUCUAUCCUUGGACAGUUAAAAGCAGAACUUGGCAAUCAGUGGAUAAAUUACAUAUCAUUCUGUGGUCUUAGAACACACUCCGAGCUUGAAGGAAACCUAGUCACUGAGCUUAUCUAUGUCCACAGCAAGUUACUAAUUGCUGAUGACAACACAGUUAUUAUCGGAUCUGCCAACAUCAAUGACAGAAGCAUGCUGGGAAAGCGUGAUAGUGAAAUGGCUAUCAUUGUGCAGGACACAGAAAUGGUCCCCUCCAUAAUGGAUGGAGAAGAAUACUAUGCCGGCCGCUUUGCCCAAAGUCUUCGGCUACAGUGCUUUAGGCUUGUCCUUGGCUAUCUUUCUGACCCAAGUGAGGACAUUCAGGAUCCAGUAAGUGAAAAAUUUUUCAAAGAAGUGUGGGUUUCCACAGCAGCUCGAAAUGCUACAAUUUAUGACAAGGUAUUCCGGUGCCUUCCCAGUGAUGAAGUACACAAUUUAAUUCAGCUCAGAGACUUUAUAAACAAACCCAUAUUAGCACAGGAAGAUCCCAUGAGAGCUGAGGAGGAACUAAAAAGGAUCCGUGGAUUCUUGGUGCAAUUCCCCUUUUAUUUCUUGUCUGAAGAAAACCUACUACCUUCUGUUGGAACCAAAGAAGCCAUGGUGCCUACAGAAGUCUGGACUUAAGAGUACUUUCAUGUGCAGCUCAAACCUUCUAUCUUGGAGAGUUCACUAUGCACAGUGAUUUUUUUUUUUUUUGGAGACCUCACAGCCUAACCCAACCCUGGUGCAUUCUUACCACUGAACCCAUUAAACUAAUUGGGAAGGGAAGUGUUGUAACCCUACUGACGAAAAGACACUUCAUAGCAAUAGGGCUUCGACAUUCCUCCUUCUGAUCUUUUUGGAGAAGGGACUGCAUUCUUAUUGGGAGCAUAUACCCAACACCUUAAAACACAGUUUCAAAUGUUAUGUGUUUCUCAAAUUUAUAUGUAUUUUAGGGUCAAAAAGUAAUUUUCUUUGCUAAUAAGAACCUAAAACUAAAACAUAGGUUGCCAAAAGUUGUCUAAAUCAUCUUAUUCUUCACUGAUCCUUGUUUAUGCAGCUGAUGUCUACAGAACCUGCCUCCAUAUCAUAGUCUGUACAAGCACAGUUUUACAUACUAUUCAUUGAAUAAGAUGUUGUGAUGCUGCUUCAAGUUUCUUCAAGGUCGGUGGAAUGCUCCUAUACAUCUGCUACUAAAAUAGUUUACCCAAAGCAAGGUGUGGGCACUAUUAUUCUUCGGUGACUGAAAGAACAGACUAGAGUCUAGUGACCACUACAGCCUGUGACAGGCACUUCUGAUAACAUUAACACUAUAUAAUAUGACACCACAGAGUAAUAGGAAGAAAUUAAAUGUGGUUAUUGAGGCAGCGAUUUUACUUUGCCUCUAAAGGCACUGACAAGAUGUACCCUGUUGAUAAGGCCCACCUGAUCAAAUUUGAAAGCCUGUGUAAUAUUUGAAUACAUAUUAUCUGAUAAAUCUAAGAGAUAGAAUUCUCUAGUGGUAUUGGUAAAAAGUCUGUUGCAGAUAACAAAGGUGAUUCCUAUGGUCUUGUAAAAUUUCCUUUCCUCCUUGACUUACUGAAUUGUUUGAAAUUUGAGUUUCUGUAUUUCAGAAUCAAACCAGUGCAAUUUGCUUUUCAAGAGAAUCAGAGACUUUGUAACUCCUACCAAGUUAAUAAAUAUUCUUACUCUUA